Molecule: messenger RNA, 4924 nt
Organism: Grus americana (Whooping crane)
Lineage: Eukaryota; Metazoa; Chordata; Aves; Gruiformes; Gruidae
Gene: PPP2R2D
Product: protein phosphatase 2 regulatory subunit Bdelta
Exons: 9
Coding region: 1731-3047 (438 amino acids)
Biological process (GO): peptidyl-serine dephosphorylation
Cellular component (GO): protein phosphatase type 2A complex; cytosol
Molecular function (GO): protein phosphatase regulator activity; protein binding
Source: RefSeq, a predicted model, not a curated record
UAAAAUUUCAAUUGCUUUUUUUCCAGUUGGUAGUCAAUUAGCAAAGAGAGGCAUUCUCCACUGGCACAAUCCUUUUACCUACACAUGUUGUUUACCCUCUUCUCCCUGUACUUUUUGUUUAAAACCCUAGAAUUCAGGUAAGUAGUGUCUGUGUUUUAGCAUGUUCCCACAGUUCUUAACAUAAAGGACCCCAAGAUUAUGUUUGGCUAGAUGGCACUGCUAGUAAAUAAUAGCUGUGUCAGACAAAUGAUGUUAACUUCACAUGCAUGUUAAAGCAAAAAAGAUGCACAGCGUAUUUUGAGCAAAUAAUUCAGUAGAUACUUUGAUAAUGUAUAUGGGAGAAGUUAAUAUCUUUUUUCCAUUUCUGAAACUAAAUGGAAAAGUGGUUUUCGUGACUUCACUUGAAAUAAUUGCACAUGUUAAGGAGUCAUUUAUUUCUGCUACGAUGUUUACUGAUGUCUCAAAGGGUAAAACUGAUCCAUGCUAGAAUGGCUUUCAGAUUUUUGUGGUAGUGGAAUAUUAGUUUUGCUACCGAUAAACCUUUGUAACUCAAGGGCUACUUAGUGUUUGAGUACUGAAAAGGUCAUAAAAUUACUCUGUCAAGUCACUUCACUACUUAGCUCAUCCGUUCAUUUCUUUUUUCCUUAGUUUACUAAUUUCCCGUGAUGUCUCUUGAAAUGCCUGGGUUUUUUUCCUGUGUAUAAUUGAGUGAUACUGGGAUGUAGGAAUCUUUUUUUAUUGUAGCACUAUUGCCAGUCUUGGAGUAGAAUUUAAUUAAGAUUGCAUCUCCAGCUAGUUCACUAGCUGUCUCAUUUUAGUACAAAACUCUUUGCUUAUGCCAUGAUAUUUGGUAUUUGUAACUAUAAAACCUCUUAGCCAGCCAUUUGUAAUGGCUUAUAAUUUAUACAUUCACACAAUUUAGGCAUGUAUUUGGCACAAAGCAAACACAUAAUUGUGAAAAUAAUUAGCAUGGAUCAGUAUUAAAGCCCAACAGCAAUAUUAGCCACAUACAGAGAUUUCUUUUUUUUUUACAUUGAAUCUCAAUUCUCAUACAUCUUGUUUUCCCCAUGAUUGUCAGGCAGGAAGAAUGACUUGGCUUGAAAACAUUUUCACGAUUACCAUGUACAUAUGUUAUACAGAUUGUUACGAAAGGGCCUUGUUUAAGUUUCUUAAGAAAGAAAAAAAGUUCCAAAUUCCCAAGAUGCUUUACAUGGACCAGCUCAUACGCUUCUGUGUAUGGAAUAAUUUGUUGCCUGUCUGAGGCCCUAAGCAGGGUAUGAGACAUUAAUUAUAUCAGAGAAAUGCGGCAAGCUUUGGAAAAGUGAAAUCACGUAUCAGCAUUACAGGUAGACAAACUUUUUCUUAUCUGUGACAGAAAGUAUAUUUAAGAAUUGGUUAAAAUGACAUACAAGGUUCCUUGUAUGUUCUUUUGACUUGCGUAGGGUAAAAAGAUUGAACAGAAUUCACUGGGAAAUGGGUGAGCUAGGAACGGGUCUCGUUAUAGCCAUCUAAACCCUUUGUCCAUCGUCACUUGAGUCCAUUUAUUUAUAGUGUAGGAAGGAUGUGUAUUGAUAUACUGAUAAUCUGAUUUCAGUGUAACGACAAUCUGAGUUUUCCAUAGCCUCUCAAAGAGAGGAACAGAGGUCCUAUUCGCGCGCAAGUUGACAGAUCUUGUGUCGUCGUUUCAACUUAGGCACUUGGCUUCUUGUUUAACACCGAGCUUCAGUGAAAUGUUAUUGCUGUGCACAGUGUGUAACUGUAGUUUUGACAAAGUGGAUCUUUAUGCUGAUAUUAUUUCAACAGUUGAAUUUAAUUACUCUGGUGAUCUUCUUGCAACAGGAGACAAAGGUGGCAGAGUGGUUAUAUUUCAAAGGGAACAAGAGAAUAAAAGCCGUCCACAUUCUAGGGGAGAGUAUAAUGUUUACAGUACCUUUCAGAGUCAUGAACCUGAGUUUGACUACUUGAAAAGUCUAGAAAUUGAGGAAAAAAUUAAUAAAAUUAGGUGGUUACCGCAACAGAAUGCUGCUCAUUUCCUGCUGUCUACAAAUGAUAAAACUAUUAAAUUAUGGAAAAUAAGUGAAAGGGAUAAAAGAGCCGAAGGUUAUAAUUUAAAAGAUGAAGAUGGAAGACUUAGGGAUCCUUUCAGAAUCACAGCACUACGGGUGCCAAUAUUGAAACCCAUGGACCUAAUGGUAGAAGCAAGUCCCAGAAGGAUAUUUGCAAAUGCACAUACUUAUCACAUAAACUCUAUUUCAGUAAAUAGUGAUCAUGAAACAUACCUUUCUGCAGAUGACCUAAGAAUUAACCUAUGGCAUUUAGAAAUCACAGAUAGAAGUUUUAAUAUUGUAGAUAUUAAGCCCGCUAACAUGGAGGAGCUGACAGAGGUGAUCACUGCUGCAGAGUUCCAUCCUCAUCACUGUAACGUCUUCGUCUACAGUAGUAGCAAAGGAACUAUUCGACUCUGUGACAUGCGUUCCUCAGCCCUCUGUGACAGGCAUUCAAAAUUUUUUGAAGAACCUGAAGAUCCUAGCAGCAGAUCGUUUUUUUCAGAAAUAAUAUCAUCAAUAUCUGAUGUAAAAUUCAGUCACAGUGGUCGAUACAUGAUGACAAGAGACUACCUUUCUGUUAAAGUGUGGGAUCUCAAUAUGGAGAACAGACCUGUAGAGACAUACCAAGUUCACGAGUAUCUUCGAAGCAAGCUUUGUUCUCUUUAUGAAAAUGACUGCAUCUUCGACAAAUUUGAAUGCUGCUGGAACGGUUCUGAUAGUGCUAUCAUGACUGGAUCUUACAACAAUUUCUUUAGAAUGUUUGACCGAAACACACGACGGGAUAUCACUCUGGAAGCAUCCAGGGAGAGCAGCAAACCUCGUGCCAUCUUAAAGCCGCGUAAAGUGUGCACAGGCGGUAAAAGAAAGAAGGAUGAAAUAAGCGUUGACAGUCUGGACUUCAACAAGAAGAUUCUUCAUACAGCAUGGCAUCCCAUGGAGAACAUCAUUGCUGUAGCUGCCACCAAUAAUUUGUAUAUAUUCCAGGACAAAAUUAACUAAAGAUGACUUACCUGAGGACAGAGUCGUCGUCUUGCAUAGUUAAGCUCAGUUGUUUAUCUGUAAAAGAGAAGGCCUUGUUGUCCUACCAGUGAAGAACAUUGAUGCACUUACUUCCCUUUAGAUAAAGGCGAGGGUCUGGCCUGGUUUUUGAGUUCAUGGAGCAGUUCUGCCUGCGGCAGGGUAGGGAGCACCAGUCGCGAGGUUCUGGGAGCAACCCUCUGGAGGCAGAAGCGAUGGACAGUGCUCAAUGAGGCCACUGCUCAAAACAAAUGUAUUUAUUUAAGUCUGAGCCUUCCUUUCCAGUUUAUAGACCAAAAAUUUAACACCCGAGAAGAAAAAUUGUCAUAAAAAUGUAAUUUCUAUCUCUUGCGCUCUUUCUCUGCUGUAAUAUUUCGGCCUUUCAAAACAUAUAUUGUGCUUAAUGCCUGUAAACAUUCCUCCUCUGGCCUGUAUCUAGGCUUAGGUGUUUUUACCUUUGAGCACUUAGGUAGGUCUUGAGUUGGGUUCGUAGACAGGUUUCCAUGAAUAUUUACUCACCGACUGUAUCUAUAACCACACCUUCUGGUGUAAACCACUUAAUAAAAUAACGAACUAUAAAAGUGUUUUUAAAUCUGAAGGUAUGUAUUCAGUCUUUUUAUUUUUUUAUUGCAUGUACUGAGGUUCUGCAGAAUAAUUCUGAUGGGCAGAUUUGACAAUGUUUGCCCCAAAACAUUGAUUUUUGGCAGACUAAUACAAACUUUUUUUGUGUAGUAUUUCAAAUUCUAAAUUUAGAGUUUCCAUGAAAUUGUCAUUUAGUUUAAGUUGCACUGAUUUUCUUGUCAAAUGCUAUCUGUGUACCAAGUAGGAGAUUGAAAAGGUUAGCAUAAAGACAUCCACAGCCUUAACAGAAAGUGGCCACCUUGCACAGAAGGGAAAACAAAACACUUCACAAAUUUUCUUCUCUGAAGAUAAAAGUUCCGUUCAUCUGAUGCCUCUCAAUGUUAGAUAGGGACAUACCUUAUGUGCAUUAUGGUUUUUAACCUUUUUGGUAUUUGUCAUGAAGACACAGUUUAUUUUAAAUAUUUGGCAUGACACGCUGUCUCACGUUGCAGUUCAAGCCAGCAAACCCAACUCUCUUGGUGAUGCCAAGCAGCAGCGCAGCUUACUGCGACAGCGCGUUCUGACUGUAACACUGAGAUAUCGGAAAACCGUGCAGCCACACGCUGGUGUGAGCUGCCAUGGUUGUAACUCUGUUCUUGCAACUUUGUUUUAAGCCUUAGGUACUUCUUUUUUUUUUCUUUUUUUCUUUUUUUCUUCCCCCCCCCCCCCCCCCCAAAGAGGCCUAAAACGCAUCGACCUUCUCUUCACCCCAGAGUAGCCGGGGUGAGAAGCUGCUCCCGGAGCUGUUGCAGCACGUUUUCGUAGCAUUGAGGGGCUGGGCAUUGUGCUCUGAAAUGUGCCUGCAGGUCAGAAACUCCUUCCUAAAAACGAGAUCCCUUGCGCUUCCCGGAGAAACACAGAAGUGUGGUUUACACUCCCAUUUUUCUUAAAAUGAAGGUGAAUUGUGAUUACUGAAUCAGAUCCACAUAUGCGAGAGCAAACUAUGUCUGUUCUUACCCUCCCGAUUAAUGUCCAUAGAGUGCCACUCUUGUUCACAGUAAGCUAGUAAGUACAACUAACUUUGAGGUUCUACAAAUAAAGUUUAAAUUAAAAAACUCUUAUACUGUAUAUUGGUUGUGACACUAUUUGAAAAUCUUGAACUGUGGAACUUCGGGGUCACUAAAGCAUUAGGUUUGACCUUGUUCCUAAAAUACAUGAGAGCUACUACAAUGGGAUUGUACAUACUUGUUCAAUUAUUUUGACCAAAAAGUUUAAUAAAUUUUAAAUGUUUACCUGGA